Molecule: messenger RNA, 1401 nt
Organism: Lytechinus variegatus (green sea urchin)
Lineage: Eukaryota; Metazoa; Echinodermata; Echinoidea; Temnopleuroida; Toxopneustidae
Product: NSFL1 cofactor p47-like
Exons: 10
Coding region: 29-1267 (412 amino acids)
Biological process (GO): proteasome-mediated ubiquitin-dependent protein catabolic process; autophagosome assembly; membrane fusion
Cellular component (GO): nucleus; cytosol
Molecular function (GO): ubiquitin binding
Source: RefSeq, a predicted model, not a curated record
AUACAAGAAAAAUAGAUAAAUCAUCAAAAUGGCAGCCACCAGUGCAGCAGAGAAAGAUGAAGUUCUGACUCAGUUUAUUGGGGUAACUGGAGCAGAUAGAGACAGAGCCUCGUUCUUUCUCGAAUCAUCAGGAUGGAAGUUGGAGGUGGCUCUAGAGAGUUUUUAUGAUAACUCAGAUGACAUGGUAACUAAUCCACCAAGUGCCGACCCUCCCUCUGAAAGACAGCCUGAACCUCCAAGGGUUGAACCACCUCCAGCUGCUCAGCCACAGGGAGGAAGCACAGCUAAAGGAUCAGCUGCUCCAAAAGCCAGAGGGGGAGGCAGCAGCCGGGUCGCAACCCUGGGUGAUUACACGUCCAGGAAAGCUGAUAAUGAUAGCGACGAGGAAGGACAAGCGUUUUAUGCAGGGGGAGCCGAUCAUGGCAGUGGUCAGCAGGUAGUAGGUCCAAAGAAGAAGAAGGUGGAAGCGGACAGCCUGGUCAAAAACAUCUUCAAACAUGCUAAAGAUCACGGUGCCGAGGAAGUGGCAGCGGGCGGAGGCCCUUCGGUGUCCCAGCCAAGAAACGCCUCACAUGCCUUCAAAGGUGCCGGCUACAGACUAGGGGAAUCCCCACAGGAACCGGUAGUACCGGUACCUGGUACCUCCGGUACGAUGCCCGGUCCCACACCACGAGAGACUCAUGUUGUACUUAAAAUGUGGAAGACGGGGUUCAGUAUAAAUGAUGGCGAUCUCAGAAGAUAUGAAGUACCAGAGAACGAUGCCUUCCUCAAAACUAUCAUGAAAGGAGAGAUUCCAAAUGAGUUACUUCAACUGGGCAAAGGAGGAGAGGUCAGUUUAGAUUUAGAAGAUCAUCGGAGUGAGGAGUUCACUCAACCCAAGAAGACGGUCAAGGCUUUCACUGGGCGUGGUGUCAUGUUAGGCAGUCCAACACCCACCAUGACCACAGGAGGUGCUAGUACGCAACCUUCAGGGACUCCAUCACAGUCGUCUUCAGCAGCCCCAGCUGCAUCAAUAGAUGUAGAUCCCAGCCAACCUACAACAACACUGCAGCUGAGAUUAGCAGAUGGAUCCAGGUUGGCAGGAAAAUUCAACCACACCCACACUAUAGAGGACAUCAGGAAUUUUAUCAUAGCAUCGAGACCUCAGUACAGUGGGCAGUCCUUCGUUCUUCUGACCACAUUUCCAAACAACACACUCUCCGACAAUAGCCAAACAAUAGAGGGAGCCAAACUAAUGAAUGCAGUCAUCGUUCAACGUUUGACAUAGCUUUUUGUUUAUUUAUUAUUUGUGGUUUAUAUCAUAUUAUGUCUCCAGAGAGAUAAGGUUGACAUGUUUUCGUUGUAUAGGAUAUUGAAAUGAAUUAAUAUUUGUUCAUGAGAUGGAGGUGCUGUUAUUUGUCU